CUCCCUCGCCCCCCAAUCCCCCACUUGUCUCCCUUCCCCCGAAAAAGAGGCGGUUGCGCCUCCGCAGUGAUGGGUUCUCCUUUUUACACAUCAGGCGACCCGGCCACCGGCGUCCCGCCUUGUCCGACGCACCCUUCGACGCCCCUGCCAGCGCGACAGCGCCCCUCUCCGACGGACGGGCAGUCCCAUCGGCAGCCCCCCGCACAGGGCGGUCUCUUCCCGCGAACGCCGCUGGCCGCAUCGACCCCCGGGCAGGCCGGGCCCGAUGCCUCUUCGACGGGCCCCGGGUCACCGCCACCCAUGCCGAUGUACCGCCGGGCCAUUCGCGAUCUGGGACCGCUGUUUUCCGGGCCAGAUCUGGCCGCGGCCGAGCUCCUGUCGUUGGAUGGUGCGGCCCCCCCGCUGGAUGCCUCGGCUCCGGACUCCCCCUCGCUCAAGUCCCUGCGACCCUUGCACAGGAUCUCCUCCAUCCGAGUGUCCGGUGUGUCGGGCGCAUCUGGCCUGUCGCGGCGUCCCCUGUCACAUGGUCAGGACGCGUCGCGCUAUCCGAGCUGGUUGAGGCCCAAUCAGCCAUCGCCGUUGCAAAUGCAAACCCUCUAUGCGGCCUGCAGUAGUGGCGACGUGCAUGUUGUUCGUUCCAUCCUGAGUCAAUUCCCUCGAAGUGUUGUCCGGAAGAUGCGCGACCAUUGGGGGCGUGGGCCGCUCCAUAUUGCCGCGGCGGCUGGCCAGCUUGAUGUUGUCACUUGCCUGCUGGAGAUGGGGGUUCGAAUUAAUGUCGGCGACUGCAACGGCACCUUUCCCAUUCAGCUCGCUGCCACAUCGGCCCACCUGGAUGUGGUGGCCCUGCUGGUGCGCGAGGGAGCACAGCUGCACCCGUACGACCUGUCGUUGAUGCUGCGGGCGGCUCUGCGGGCCGCGCGGCAGCGCCUGCGCGCCAGUCGGCGCUUCGUCGACCAGCAAACCGCCCAGGCCGGCGGCGAGGCUCACGUCGAUCCGGCGACCGCGCACCGGGCCAGCACGCGCGAGCGCGACACGCUGUCCAUCAUCUCCGUCAUUUCGGCGGUGCUGGACCGUCUGCGGCCGGUGUCAGCUGAUGGGCAGUUGCUGGCGCUAUCCUCGUCCGGGCGGACCGGCGGCCCGGGGAGCUCCCCACUGGGUGGUGGGGGCCUGUUUUCCGGACCCGGGCCCGGGCCCGGAGCUGGCGAUUCGAAUGACUGCCGAGCUCUGACCCCUGGCACUGACGCCCCGACCCCGGCGUCCUACUGUUUGGAUGAAUUGCGCUCGGCCAUGGCUCUGGUGGAGGCCACACUGCUGGCCCCCGGGGGCGGUGCUGGCAGCGGCGGCACUGGCGGCGGCAGUGGCGGCAGUGGCGGCAGUGGCGGCAAUAGCGGCAGCAGCAGCGGCGGCAUGGGCGGCGGCUGUGCCGGUGGUCCAGGCGGUCCUGGCGACCUGGCCGGGCGGUCGCUGUCAUCGCCGCUGGCGUUGCACCAUCACCAUGUGUUGGCCAGUGGCUCGGGGUCGCUUUCUGACAUGGGCUUGGUCACAGCCGGCUGCCCUUUCAGCGGGGGGGGUUUGCUGCUGGCCGGGCCGGUCGGCCGUGCCGGCGCCGGCGCCGGCGCCGGCGCCAGUGCCGGUGCGCUGGCCCGGCCGCAGGCGCUGCUCGGGGCACCCGGAACCGACACCGAUGCCGAGGAGGCGGCGCUGGAUCGCUUGGAAGCGGCGCUGGCCGGCAUUGCGCUGGUGUCUUCUCGUCACCCGGGGCCCGGGGCUGUCGGCGGGGCUUCGCCCCAGUCGGAGCGCUCGUACCAUCAGCAACAUCAUCAGCACUUCCACACGUCGGUGAACCAUGCUCCGGGAUCAUCCUCCUCGUCCUUGUCCUCAUCAACAUCCUCCUCCUCAUCGUCGUUGUCCUCAUCGCCGAGUGCUCAGACGGCCGUCGCCGGGGCCGGGGGCGGAUCCCCCUUCGGGUCCUUCUCACAGCUUCUCCUGCAGGCACAGUCGCCGCACCAGGCGUUCGACCUGUCCCCGGGAGGGGGCGCUUCGCCGGUCAGCGUCAAGGGGCUCCUGACCCCGGGGCCCGCCGAGGUGGUGCCCGCCCCUGCCCACCACGAAGGUUAG
Messenger RNA from Fonticula alba, 2118 nucleotides. RefSeq lists its product as hypothetical. Lineage: Eukaryota; Rotosphaerida; Fonticulaceae. The record is from RefSeq and is a predicted model, not a curated record. The transcript is spliced from 5 exons. The coding region runs from base 70 to 2118 and encodes 682 amino acids. Gene Ontology annotation, molecular function: protein binding.